Messenger RNA from Xyrauchen texanus (razorback sucker), 1903 nucleotides. RefSeq names its product cyclin-dependent kinase 9. Gene Ontology annotation, cellular component: nucleus. The coding region runs from base 17 to 1198 and encodes 393 amino acids. NCBI's taxonomy places the organism in Eukaryota, Metazoa, Chordata, Actinopteri, Cypriniformes, Catostomidae. The transcript is spliced from 8 exons. Gene Ontology annotation, molecular function: ATP binding; cyclin-dependent protein serine/threonine kinase activity. Gene Ontology annotation, biological process: protein phosphorylation. The record is from RefSeq and is a predicted model, not a curated record.
CAGAGGAACAGCAAGGAUGCAGCGAGACAAAACCGGAAGCUCCGGUGGCGGGGAUAAGCCGGACAGAGAGACUGCCAUCAUGUCUAAAUACUAUGAUGGGGUCGAGUUUCCUUUCUGUGAUGAAUUCUCUAAAUAUGAGAAGCUGGCAAAGAUCGGCCAGGGCACCUUCGGGGAGGUGUUCAAAGCCAAACACAGACAGACGGGGAAGAAGGUGGCUCUGAAGAAAGUACUGAUGGAGAACGAGAAGGAAGGGUUCCCGAUCACAGCGCUGCGUGAGAUCAAAAUCUUACAGCUGCUCAAACAUGAGAAUGUUGUGAACCUCAUUGAGAUCUGCAGAACAAAAGCCACCCAGUUUAACCGUUAUAAGGGCAGCAUCUAUCUAGUCUUUGAUUUCUGUGAGCAUGACCUUGCCGGGCUGCUGAGCAACGCUAAUGUUAAAUUCACCCUUGCUGAGAUAAAGAAGGUGAUGCAGAUGCUGCUGAAUGGACUUUACUACAUACACAGAAACAAGAUUCUCCACAGAGACAUGAAGGCAGCCAAUGUUCUGAUCACCAGAGAUGGAGUUCUGAAGCUGGCUGAUUUCGGGUUGGCUAGAGCGUUCAGUUUGGCCAAGAACAGUCAAGGGAACCGAUAUACAAACCGGGUCGUCACACUGUGGUACAGACCGCCUGAACUACUGCUGGGAGAGCGAGACUACGGGCCUCCUAUAGAUCUGUGGGGUGGAGGGUGUAUCAUGGCAGAGAUGUGGACUAGAAGCCCCAUCAUGCAGGGCAACACGGAACAACACCAGCUCACCCUUAUCAGUCAGCUGUGUGGCUCUAUUACACCAGAGGUUUGGCCUGAAGUGGAUAAGAAGUAUGAACUCUAUCAGAAGAUGGAGCUUCCUAAAGGCCAGAAGCGUAAGGUGAAGGACAGACUGAAGGCUUAUGUGAAAGAUCCGUACGCUCUGGACCUCAUAGACAAACUUCUGGUUCUGGAUCCGGCUCAGAGAAUAGACAGUGAUGACGCCCUCAACCACGACUUCUUCUGGUCCGACCCCAUGCCCUCUGACCUCAAAAAUAUGCUGUCCACGCACAACACCUCCAUGUUUGAAUACCUGGCCCCUCCACGCAGAAGAGGUCACAUGCCCCAGCCGCCAGCCAAUCAGAACAGAAACCCUGCCACCACCAGCCAAUCAGAGUUCGACAGGGUGUUUUGAGUAAUUCGUCACUGGCUUGGACAGACUGUGAUUAGUUGAGAAGGAGAGAGAGAGACUUCUGAUUGGGUGAAUAGUUGGAACUAUGAGUUGACUCACCCACUCGCAACAUUUCUAUGUUUUUCUUGAGUUGUCGUUCCUAAACAGUGUUGUGUUGGCUGAUGCGCUUUUCCGCUUCUGUUGCAUUCAGACAAGCUGUCUUGGUUUCAAAAGAAUACCGAUUGAGAAUCAGCCUAGCCCAGUUGUACUGAUAUGAAUUGCUUAAUGAUUACUAACUAAGCUGAUUUAGGAACAACUUUCACACUAUGAGUGUAUUAAUGUGCUCAGUUAAUUGUGGGAGAGGAAAAAAAGAACAGCUGAAAUAGUUUUGACUGAAAGGUGAACAUAGGCUGAUGCUCAUGUGUACUUAGACUUCCGUUUUCAUGCACAAUUAGUCUAUUAUUGGAUUAAAGUAUCCUGAUAAGUUGAUUUUCUUUUAAAAAAUACUUGAAGUGAAAGCUAGGUCACUUCAUGUCUCGGAGUCCCUUCAACAGUUAUUUAAACCCAUGGUCAUCCUUUUCAGAUUUUAUUGUUAAUUUACGUUUUUAAAAAUUAUUUUAUUUUGUAAGAUCAUGUGUUUGUGUUGGGUUGGAUUUAUUGUGUGCAAGUUACUUGUAAGUAUAAUACAUUAAUUAAACCCACUUUUCCCAACCUUGCUGUUCUCCAACU